ACAACAUUAUUCCUAUGCUAUGUUUUCUUUCCAUACCCAUCUCUCAAUCUUUCUCUUUUUGGAAUAAAAAUUGGAUUUUUAUUUUAUUUUAUUGAUUGCAGAGUUUGAAUUUUGAGUUUCGCUUCCACCUUCUCCUCCUCAUGUUUUCGAUCCUUUUCAACGCCACCCGAUAAUGUCGAGAGUUGAAGGUGGUAAAAAGAGUGGUGAAAAGGAGAACGAGUUGUUAUCAAAAGAUGUUGAAACCAUAAACGAAGCUCCGUGCAGGGAGAAAAAGUCUUCCACGAAUUCAACAUCUUCCAAAACCGCGUUACAUGAUCCCAAAUCAAAGGCUAAAGCUAACAAAGAAGACAAUUUGCGUAAGGAUAAGAAGUCUAUAUGGGGUUGGAAGCCAUUGAAGGCCCUUUCCCUGACUCGCAACAAGAGGUUUAAUUGUUGUUUUACUCUCCAAGUCCAUUUGAUUGAAGGUUUGCCAUUGAGUUUCAACAAUUAUAGCCUUUGUGUGUUUUGGAAGAGGAAGGAUGUGCUUUUGGCGACCCCUCCAGCCAAGGUGAUUCAAGGUGUGGCUGAGUUUCAACAGAUUUUGGCUCAUACUUUCUCAAUCUGUGGAAGUAAGAGUGGACCCCAUAAUUCUGCUAAAUAUGAAGCUAAGUAUUUUUUGGUCUAUGCUUCUACGCCUGGUGCCCCAAAACUUGAUUUGGGGAAGCACCGGGUGGAUCUCACAAGGUUGCUUCCUCUCACACUGGAAGAGCUUGAAGAAGAGAAAACCUCAGGGAAAUGGACUACAACUUUUAGAUUAUCAGGAACUGCAAAGGGUGCAGUAAUGAAUGUCAGUUUUGGAUAUGCGAUUGUUCCGGAUAAUACUAGUACUCCUCCUAAUUUAUUCACUUCCAGGGUAAAUAGCAUGCCUUUGAUGGACCCUGAUACAAAACCUAGUCAGGUUGAGAGGAACGUUAGACGUGCCGGUAGUUUGCCAUGCUUUACCAGUCCUCAUUAUUCAUCUCAAGAUGUGGUAGAUGUGGUGAAAGAUCUUCAUGAGGUGUUACCAUCAUCAGAAUCAGCACGAGUCAGCUUAUACAAGAAUUUUGAUGAAGAAAAGAGGUGUAAUCUUCUGCAUGACAAACCUGAACCUGAAUUAUAUAAAGAAAAUCCCAAGCCAAUCAAACCGGCUGUCCGUUUUUCAUCUGAUAGUGAAAAAGGAAAGUCAGAAGAGACUCCUGGUAAUGAAGGGAAAACAUGCAGUCUGGUGCAUCACAAACCUGAAUUUGAUGGGUUUAGAGAAAACCUGCAGAUAGUUGGGACAAAUGAUUAUCCUUUACCUGAUUCAGGAAUAGAAAGUUCCAAAGAGUGUGAAGGUAAUGGAUUUUCUAUUGUUGAUCAGGGGCAGGGCACCAAUUUUUCAUCAAAUGAACAUGUUAAACUAGAGGAAUCCAUCAUAAAAGCUGUUGUUGAUGUCCAUACAGUUGACAGAUUUGAUACUGACGUUAUUCAAGUAUCUUUUGAAGAUAGUGCUAAACAUGAUUCCUUGGAUGAGCUAAAUGAUAGUUCUAGGGAAAGUGCUGCGGUACCUGAAAUUUCUAACAGAAUGGGUGUCUUGUGCACGAAAGAAAUAAUGCAAGAACUAGAAUCAGCUUUAAAUAGAGUCUCAGAGUUGGAGAGCUUGGCAGUGGAUUCUCCUAUCACCGUGGAAGCCAAAUAUGAGAAUAGGUUGAGAAAGUCACAGAGCUUGGAUGAUUUUGCAGAAUCAGUCGCGAGUGAAUUUUUAAGUAAGCUAGGAAUAGACCAUAGUCCAAUGGGUGUGAGUUUUGAAAGCGAGUUCGAGUCUCCAAGAGAGCGCCUUUUAAGACAAUUUGAAAAGGAAGUUCUUUCUGAGGGCUUCUCGUUGUUUAAUUUUGACACAGGCAAUGAUAAUGAAGCAGAUGGAGGCUAUGGCGCUUCUUUUGGAUCUGAGCAGUGGAAGUUCUCUGCAGGUAUUAAGUCAGUAUCCUCAUUGCCAGAUCUGCAGAAAGAGUAUCUAAUUGAGUCUGAGGAUGUGAGGAGCAAACAGAAGGUCCAGAUGCUAGUAGACUUGGAAACAGAAGCCUUAAUGCAUGAGUGGCGUUUGAAUGAGAAAGCUUUUCAGCAUUCUCCUCCAAAAGAUUUUAAUGGUUUUGGAAGUCCAAUAUAUUUUCUACCCGAAGAACCUCUACCAUUACCUCCUCUGGAAGAGGGGAUGGGUCCUUUUCUUCAGACCAAAGAUGGGGGGUUUCUACGAUCACUGAAUCCCUCACUUUUCAGGAAUAGUAAAACUGGUGGGAGAUUAAUCAUGCAGGUUUCCAACCCUGUGGUGAUGCCUGCUGAAAUGGGUUCUAGGAUAAUGGAGAUUUUGCAGUGUUUGGCUUCAGUUGGAAUUGAAAAGCUUUCCAUGCAAGCAAACAAGUUAAUGCCUCUGGAAGAAAUCACAGGGAAGACAAUGCAACAAAUAUCAUGGGAAGCAAAGUCAGCCUUGGAGGGAACACACAGCAGGCAAUUCCAUUUGCAGCAUGAUUUGGUAACAGAACAAGAAUCUACUUGUGCGCAAAAGGGCUUGAAAGGAAUAUUACCUGGUGGACUAAAGACUGACAAGUUUUGUUCAAGUUCAGUUGACGACCAGAAAGGCUCAGAGUUUGCUUCAUUGGAAGAUCUUUCUCCAUUAGCUAUGGAUAAAAUUGAAGCACUUUCAGUGGAGGGUUUGAGAAUUCAAUCCGGGAUGUCAAAAGAGGAUGCACCAUCAAACAUCAUUGCACAAACCUUUGGGGACAUAUCAGCUCUACAAGGCAAGGGGGUCAGUAUUAAUGGCUCCCUUGGCCUGGAUGGAGCUGCUGCAUUGCACUUGUUGAAUUUAAAAGACAGCAGCAAUGAUGGUGUUGAUGGGAUAAUGGGCCUAUCAUUAACUCUUGAUGAAUGGAUGAGGCUGGAUUCUGGUGACUUUGAUGAUAUAGAUAACAUCAGUGAACAUACUUCCAAACUUCUUGCUGCCCAUCAUGCUAACUCGUUUGACUUCAAUCGUGGGAGCCCAAAGGGAGAGAAGAAACGAGGCAAAGGCUCUGGCAGGAAAUGUGGUUUGUUGGGAAACAAUUUCACAGUAGCUCUAAUGGUGCAACUUCGUGAUCCUCUAAGAAACUAUGAGGCUGUUGGAACACCGAUGCUUGCUCUUAUACAAGUGGAAAGGGAGUUUGUCCCACCAAAGCAUAAGAUUUAUAGACGUGUGUCUGAGGUGGGGAACAUUAAUGAUGAGGAUGAUGAGUGUGAAAUAGUAGCCAAGGUGGAGAUGAAGGUCAACAAAGAAGAUAAAAGUUCUGAAGAGGAGGCCAUUCCUCAGUUCAGAAUUACAGAAGUACAUGUUGCAGGUCUAAAGACCGAGCCUGAGGCUGAGGCUCGCAAAAAGAAGGUUUGGGGCACCUCAAGACAACAACAGUCUGGUUCCCGUUGGUUGAUUGCUAAUGGAAUGGGGAAGAACAGUAAUAAUUUAUUUAUGAAGUCAAAGCCUGUAUCUAAAACUAGUGCUCCAACCACCAAAGACGUGCAACACAGUGACACAUUGUGGAGCAUCUCAUCUCGUAUUUUUGGUACUGGAACAAGAUGGAAGGAAUUGGCAGAACUAAAUCCACAUGUAAGAAAUCCCAAUAUCAUUAUACCGAAUAAAACUACAAGAGUAAGUUGACUGGUGAGUGGAGUGCACAAUUCUGCUUUUUGCCAUAAGAGGCAAUGCUUGGAGUUGUUGCUUGAUUUGGCCAUCUGAUUCUAAUCUCUUAUCGACUCGAGACCCUGGGAAGGAAGCAGACUCGGAGCAUUGAUCAAACACGGGUGUUGAAAAAUUGCCACGUUGUGAGAUGUGGAGAAAACAACAUAAUGGGUGAUUUUCUAAAAAGAGCCCCUUUUUGCAGCCACAUUUGUAAUCACAUCGAAUAAAUUAUAAAAUUUUAAUGCUGUCCACGAAAAGGUGGAUAUCGUUUUGCGGUUUGCGUGAACUGUUGUACGUAUUGCAAAUAUUAUUGAAGAGUAUGCAAUAUUAUAUCAUAGAUUUAUAAACAGUGUCUGUCUAAAUGAAAAUAUUUGGCUUUUGUUGUUCCUUCCAAUAGAACACCCACUUACUUUACGACCAUGUUCACGUACUAAUGAAUUGAAAUUCUUCAGACGAGCUUGUUUGCUCAUGAUUCGUAUGGUU
Messenger RNA from Cajanus cajan (pigeon pea), 4183 nucleotides. Its product is annotated as protein PLASTID MOVEMENT IMPAIRED 1-RELATED 1. NCBI's taxonomy places the organism in Eukaryota, Viridiplantae, Streptophyta, Magnoliopsida, Fabales, Fabaceae. The record is from RefSeq and is a predicted model, not a curated record.